AAUCCCUCUGGGUUUAUCCCGACUCGGCUGAUGACAUACCUUGGCUGCUCCCAGAGGAAGCUCAUCAAGGUGAAACGUCACUACCUGCCCAGAAGCACCGCAGACGGUCUGAACUCCACCUACACCAAGCUUUGUGCCCUUAAAGCCAUGCAGAGUAGGGAAUUCUACGAUCAGCCCUCCUUUGACCACUUUAAAGCGCUGUGUGCAUACACAGCCGGCUCCUAUAGUGAUCUGAACCAGGCCGUUCGUACAGGCUGGGCCUCUGACAGCACCACUUUCAGAUUUCACGCCCUCCACUUCCUGCUUUCUGACGCCAUCCGGCUCCUGAAAGUCAACCAAAGGAGCUGCUACACCUCAUUCAGACGGAGCAGACUGUUAUUUUUGGGAAAACCUGGACAGACCACGCGCUUCGGCUCUUUUGCCUCAAGCUCCCUCAAUAAGAAGCUGCGGCAUUUUGGGCAAAGAACCUGUUUUGAAAUACGCACGUGUUUCGGGGCUUACUUGAAGUCCUACUCAGACUUUGAUUCAGAUGAGGACGAAGUCCUGAUCCCUCCAUUUGAGAUGUUUAAAAUAGUUUCUGUUGACACGUCAGGAACUAAUCAUCUGAACUGUGAUGUUUUGUAUCAGCUGGAGCCAGCAGGAGGACUCUCAACUGUCAGGCUGUGAGAUCGUAGAAGCUGGGAGACUUAUGCACAUUGUAUAUUCUAAGAAACAUUAGCUUACAUUAUUUUUAGAACUUUAUUUAAAUGUGUAUUUAUGUUCAUGAAAAAUAUCUGCCUAAGAAAUUCUUUAAAACGAUUUUGCCAAGUGACAUUUCUAUUAUUUACCUGUUUUAUAUUUGGUCAGUUUAUUGAUAUGUUUAGAGGUGUAGGAAACCCGUUAAAUCAGUACAUCUGCAGUGGUCUCUGGUAGGAAUGAAUGCCUUGCAAACUGUACUCGGGGCAAAAAUAGCCCAGAAUCGUUGGGAUCAGCAGGGACAAGUCUGCUGCAGCAUGAUUUGGAG
Nothobranchius furzeri (turquoise killifish) is the source of this 1003-nucleotide messenger RNA. RefSeq names its product NAD(P)(+)--arginine ADP-ribosyltransferase 2. Gene Ontology annotation, molecular function: NAD+-protein-arginine ADP-ribosyltransferase activity; NAD+ poly-ADP-ribosyltransferase activity. NCBI's taxonomy places the organism in Eukaryota, Metazoa, Chordata, Actinopteri, Cyprinodontiformes, Nothobranchiidae. The record is from RefSeq and is a predicted model, not a curated record.